AUGAGACUCCUCCCCUUGACUCUGCUUGGCCUAACUGCCUCUGCCGUUGGCCAGUCCUCCUCGUCCUCCGAUGUGCCCAGCCCAACCACCCCGGCUGUGGCUGAGGCAGCUCAACCCUCCCCUGAUAUCUCAGGCCUGAUCGAUGCUGCUGCCAGCGACAGCUCCGCCAUUGACGCCUUCUUCAAGUGCCUCUGGCCCACUACCGACCGCGUUGUGUCUGAGAUCGUCAACCUCAAGACCGUCGACUUCGACAAGCUCAUCGACGAGCUGCACUGGGAAAUCCUCUGGUGGGGACAUCCUGAGAAGUGGGUGCCCGAUCUUGCCGGCAUCACGCUGAAUGUCACCUUUGUCGCGGCCUGCGUCCUUGAAGUCGUUGGCGAGGGCCUCGCAGUCACCGGUCUCGACUUCACCAACGAGUUCCUCAAGACCCUCGACUUGAUUCCUCGCAAUGCAAGCAACACCGAUAUCCCGGGCCUGCGGAAGUAG
Aspergillus puulaauensis is the source of this 486-nucleotide messenger RNA. RefSeq lists its product as uncharacterized. The record is from RefSeq and is a predicted model, not a curated record. NCBI's taxonomy places the organism in Eukaryota, Fungi, Ascomycota, Eurotiomycetes, Eurotiales, Aspergillaceae. The transcript has a single exon. The coding region runs from base 1 to 486 and encodes 161 amino acids.